GAACUGCACUAGUGACAGCCCUCUCUUCGGCUGUCGUGACGUACAGUACACAAAAACACAAAGGUCCACAUACAACUCUAGCAGUUUGGUGGAGAUCAGAAGUGACAGCAGCAUGUUUGUGAAGACGGUAGCCUUGCUAGGCUUGGCCCUGGCAGUGAGUGCCAUUCCUUUGGAAGACACAGAGAAAGGCAAAAACUGGGUAGUCAUUGUUGCCGGUUCUAACGGCUGGUACAACUACAGGCAUCAGGCAGAUGCAUGUCACGCAUACCAGAUAGUCCAUAAAAAUGGAAUUCCUGACGAGCAGAUUGUCGUGAUGAUGUAUGAUGACCUCGCGCAGAGUGAAGAAAAUCCAACAAAAGGAAUUGUCAUUAACAGGCCAAAUGGUACCGAUGUCUACCAAGGAGUUGUUAAGGACUACACUGGGGAGGAUGUAACCCCAAAGAAUUUCCUAGCGGUACUGGAAGGGGAUGCAGAGGCAGUACAGGGCAUUGGAUCUGGGAAGGUGCUUAAGAGCGGUCCAAAUGAUCAUGUGUUUGUUUACUUCACCGACCAUGGAGCCCCAGGCCUCCUGGCUUUCCCAAGUGAUGAACUUCACGUGAAGGCUCUUAACAAGACAAUCACAAAUAUGUACAAAAACAACAGAUACAAAAAGAUGGUGUUCUAUAUUGAGGCCUGUGAGUCUGGGUCAAUGAUGAAUCACCUGCCAGGCAAUAUUAAUGUGUACGCCACCACUGCUGCCAACCCUCACGAGUCCUCCUACGCCUGCUACUACGACGAGAAGAGAGACACCUACCUGGGAGACUGGUACAGCGUCAACUGGAUGGAAGACUCUGAUGUUGAGGAUCUGACUAAAGAAACCAUUAUACAACAGUUCAAGAUUGUGAAGAGCCACACCAAUACCAGUCAUGUGAUGCAGUAUGGAAACAAGACGUUAGCCCACAUGAAGGUGAUGCAGUUCCAGGGUAACUCGCAUGAGAACUCUAAGCCAGCCGCUCCCAUCAGCCUCCCCCCCAUCGAGGACCCCGACCUGGUCCCCAGCCCUGAUGUCCCCCUCGCCAUCCUCAAGAGGAAACUGAUGGCCACCAAUGACAUCUCCACUGCCAAGCACUACUUGGAGGAGAUCAACUCCCAUCUGAAAGUUAGAGAGCUGCUGAAGGAGACCAUGAGAAGGAUUGUAUCCGUGGUGACUGAAUCAGUGGAAAGGACAGAGCAGGCUCUCGCUGACAGACUGGAGCUCACCACCCAGCAUGACUGCUACCAAGCGGCUGUGGAACACUACAAAACACGCUGCUUCAACUGGCAUUCGCCCACGUAUGAAUAUGCUCUGAGACAACUCUAUGCUCUUGUGAACCUUUGUGAAGGAGGUUUUAAUGUUGACAGGAUCCAGGAGGCAAUGAACAAGGUGUGCUUCGCUUCAAAUUAAACCUCAUCUGUACCAAUUGAUGGAGCAGGCUUGAAAAGAAGUCACAUUGAGAGACAAACAGGGCUCUAAGCACUGAUGAAUCACUAUUUUGCAUUAGAAAAUGUAUAUAUAUAUAGUGUUUGUGUUUGUUUUAAUCUUGUUUUACAAAAAUAAUCAUGUUUUCUUGAUUUCAUUUAUGGUGACAAAACACACUACUGUGACUAGGAAUAAGUUUGUUUUUAACCAGUAUAUUAAAAUUACACCAAUUCGGUUUUUUGUUUUUUUGUUUUAAAAAAAAAAAAAAAAAAAAAAAAAAAAAAAAAAAAAAAAAAAGUUUGUUCAUCUUACUAUUGGGACUAGAAACACUAAUGAUCUUAACCCGUUAUUUUUAAAAGCUUUGAAACAAAAAGGUGCAGUGCAUUUCUGUGUGUCAUUUUCAGUUGGCGGUAUCCCAGCACAAGGGUAUUUGUACUGCAUAAGCAGGUAGCACAGAAGAAGUAACAAGGCACCAAGUACAGUUAAACAGGUUAACUGUGUUAACACCUGCGGGAAGAAUUACAAAGCGCUAUUCAGCCCCAGCCAUGGCCCAGAAAUUCACCUUUGUUGUAGGUUUGUUCACCUUUGUAAACCCCUUUUUUCAGCCCCCUCCUUUGAGCCCACUAUAAAGGUGCUGAUGUCUCCAACAUCAUUAUACAUCCUUGCUUAUGGAAUACCACUUUGUUUAAAGUUGCAAAUUUGAAGUGUCUAAAUUGUGGCUGUAAUAAAGGAAAAUAACUUGCAAACAAUCCACGUAGUAGAUAAUGGUAUAAACAAUGCAUGCCAGGAUUGCGUUUCUGAAGUGCAAUGACUAGCUUUGUAACUUCCAUAUUCAAAGUAAAUAUAGGACUUGUUAAAUACAAAACUGCCUGAUCCAGUCUGCAACAGAUCUAGCCAAUGUUUAUAAUCAAUAAAACAAAACUAUUAGA
Polyodon spathula (Mississippi paddlefish) is the source of this 2367-nucleotide messenger RNA. Its product is annotated as legumain-like. Bases 113 to 1423 code for a protein of 436 amino acids. Gene Ontology annotation, molecular function: cysteine-type endopeptidase activity. The record is from RefSeq and is a predicted model, not a curated record. Gene Ontology annotation, biological process: vacuolar protein processing. The transcript is spliced from 14 exons. NCBI's taxonomy places the organism in Eukaryota, Metazoa, Chordata, Actinopteri, Acipenseriformes, Polyodontidae.